CUUUCUACUUGAGCGAGUUUCACGACCAAUGGUCAGACUCUUGGGCCAGGAAGCAAACUUUCGAUAGAACGAUAGAACCGUAUCAUAGUACAUUAAGUCAGGUCAAUAACAGGGUUGACCGAAACAAUUCUACCAUUGAAAAUGAUUUGAACAAGCCUAUUUGAACAUUUUUUUUACUACGUUAUAUGGCAUUGAUACAUCAACAAUGAAGCCUAAGAUUGUUUGUUUAGUGGCUCAGUUGAUUUUAUGAGCAAUUUAAUAUUGAGGACGGAUCGGGAAAUGAACUCUAGAUGAAAGUUUAGAUUCCGUAACUUUUUGUAUUAAAUCUAAAGUUAAAAGAAUUAUGUAAUGGUAUUACAUUUGCAAAAAUGAUUGAAAUGAUAAAACAAAUUUGAAAAUUACUCAAUAAUCCUUCUUUGGCUUGGCCUUAUAACCACCCAAAUGAUAAUUUUCUUUGAUUUUCUGCUUCCAAUCCAUAAAUAUCAUAAGGUUAGUUCCUGCUUUACACGAAAUACGGUUUAUUUUUGGCACUUCAGAGGGUGCCUUGUGAGCUAGCCUCCUCAAUAUUUGAGCCCUUUUUGACUGACUAUCUCAAAAGUUUUUGUAUAAUAGGCAGGGGACAAGAAAAUAGCUGAUCCUCUUGGGCAGAAUAUCAUCUUUAUUAUCUCAAAGUGGCUCAAAAUUUUAUCCAUUUUCGUCAAAAAAGACAAAUAUUUUACGGAUAGAAACAUUCAAACCUCUUAUUUAUCCAUUUAUAGUCAAAUAAGUUCAGAUGUGUGUUCAAAUGGCAGUAAACAUUGGUCAGAAGUCACGAAUUAAAGAUAAGAAUGUGAAAGUGAUGGUAAAGAUAAUUGACCAAAUUAACUUUUAAAUCAAUGAUAUGUUUUGCUUGUCCUUAUAAAAUCAUCAAUGGGCCUGCUGGGAACUUUGCAUGCCACUAGGUUUGAAGCUAAACUUAGAAUAUACAACUUAACAAUGCUGAGGGAAAGCAUAUUAGAAUAUAAGUUUUUAAACAUGUCGAAAAAGAUAGCAAACUUUCAUUCAAAUAGCUUUGUCCGUUUUAUAUUGCACUAUUGUAAAAAAAUAUCAAAAAUUCUUUGCUUAAUGUUUCAAUGUCACAUGAAUUGAGUUUUCAACAGUUUGAACUAACCCUUUAUUUAUGAAGCCUUUCAUAAACAAUUGCUAGUUAAUCUGAGCUAAAAUCGACCUUUUGCAUUUGUGAAGAAUCAGUGGUUUCUUGUUUUUGCCUGGCAUGGAGGAGACAGUGAGAAUUGGUGGGUAGAGUCCGUUCAUGUGUAACAUUUUCCAAAUAUUUACUCUAAAAUAUUACAUAAAUUUCGGAAAGGGUAAAAAUAUUGUUGUUGUUAUUUCCAAAAGAUCAAAUAGUUUGCAGAAAAUAUUCUCUCUGGGCCGUCUGACAUUAGAAAUAAAGGUCCCUAUUAAACACAAUCUGUUUAAUGACCACAAUAAGAAUUUGGACGAUUUAAAGGACUCACCCUGUUUGUAGGUGAAAUAUUCUUCCACUUGCCACGUGUAUGUCUUGGUCUUUAUGAUGGCAAUCACGACGCUAUUGGGCUUUCUUUUGCUCAUACGAGAAUUAUCAAUGUCGCAAAAUGGUGCGCUUCGAGCCCCAAAAGCGACAUUUUUACGUUGCGAUAGUGGCUGUGCUUGCUAGCUUGUUCAAUUUGAACGUGGAUCCAAAGUCAUUUUCGCAUGAGGAAAGCGGCGUUUUAUCCCGCAGAAAAGGAGAUAUAUUCAAAUAUAUCACAGACAUCAAAGAUAUUCCAGAGUGGUUUCCAGUCUUCAGGAAUGUCUAUGAAUUGGAUUCCAAGGUGCUGAGGGUGGGAAAACGCUACAAAGGCGAGGUGAAACUGGCUCAAGGAUACUCUUACACCAUGGACUUUGAGGUCAAAGAAUUAGUCCGUGGUUCAAAAGUGGUGAUCAGCUCUGAAAACCUCUUCAAACCCGUUAUGACCGCCCAAGUGUCUACGAGCAAAAAUGGGAAGAGCACCCUGAGUUUCAGCUGCUACUACGAUCGGCCCUCAGCCCUUUUCCAAUACACCCUUGGGCCCAUUUUGAAGUUCCUUACGAUGCAACACAUGAGACACUCGCUCUUCGUGCUCCACUGGUUGUUGCCUCCAUCCGUCUCAAACGGCCCGGACAGUUCGACCUUUGCCUCUUAGAUAUCCAAUAAUGUCACAUUCUUUGCUUUUCGAUUUUCUCGAAUUGUUAUGGACGAAUAAACUAGUUCGAUCUCAUCAA
This is a messenger RNA of Tigriopus californicus, 2262 nucleotides long. RefSeq lists its product as uncharacterized. The coding region runs from base 1614 to 2183 and encodes 189 amino acids. NCBI's taxonomy places the organism in Eukaryota, Metazoa, Arthropoda, Copepoda, Harpacticoida, Harpacticidae. The record is from RefSeq and is a predicted model, not a curated record. The transcript has 3 exons.